AUGAAAGUGGUUGCUUUAAUCAGUGGAGGAAAAGAUAGCUGUUAUAAUAUGAUGCAUUGUGUUGCAAAUGGGCAUCAGAUUGUGGCAUUGGCAAAUUUAAAACCACAAUCAAAAUUCAUAAAAGAUGAACUCGACAGUUUUCUUUAUCAAACUGUUGGUCACGGCGCGAUUGAAUAUAUUGCUGAAUCCAUGAAUCUUCCUCUUUAUCGACGUGAGAUUAUGGGCAAUUCUUUAGUUCAAAGUGCAGAUUAUCAGCAAACUUUAGGUGAUGAGACCGAAGAUUUAUAUAAAUUAUUAAAACAAGUGAAGAAAGAACAUUCUGAUAUUCAAGCGGUUUCUGUUGGCGCGAUUUUAUCAAAUUACCAACGUGUUCGUGUUGAAAACGUAUGUGAUCGUCUUGGAUUGACAUCACUUGCUUAUCUUUGGCGAAGGAAUCAGAAAGAAUUAUUGAAAGAAAUGAUUAAUGCUGGAAUAAAUGCAAUUUUAAUUAAAGUAGCUGCAAUAGGACUUAAAACUACACACCUUGGAAAGUCAAUCGCACAAUUAUAUCCAUAUUUAUGCGAUUUGAAUGAAAAGUAUGAUGUACACAUAUGCGGUGAAGGUGGUGAAUAUGAAACGUUUACUUUGGAUUGUCCCUUAUUUGUUAAGCGACUUUCUGUUCAGGAAGUGGAGACAGUUAUACAUUCUGAUGAUGCAUUUGCUACAGUUGCCUAUCUUCGCCUCAAACGUUUAAUUGUUGAAGAAAAACAAGCUAGUGAAAUUGUAUCAAAUCCUGUUAUUGUGAUUCCAUCAUGGAAAAAAGAUAUUGAAGAUUUUACUAUAUUAGACAAGCAAUCGAAAUUGGAUAAUAACAGAACAAAUUAUGUCAUGGUAUCGAUUAAAAUUGAUAAUUUGAGCGAAGAAUUUUUAUCGGAAGAAAAUCUCCAUUUAUUUUCUUCAUAUUCAAAUCCACCUUACUACAACGUAUCUGGUACAACUGCAUAUGAUAAUUCACAAGAGGUUCAACAAUUCGAAUCAAUCGAGGAAGAAACGUAUGCGUGCAUGUUAAAUCUUCAAGAAAAGUUACAUGAAUUAGGUUUAAGUUGGUCUGAUGUAGUAAAUAUGAAUGUAUUUAUUAAAGAUAUGGAUGAAUUUGGAAAAAUGAAUGCGAUUUAUAAGAAAUUCUUUAAUAUUAAUCCACCUACGAGGGCGUGUGUAGGCAGCAAUUUACCUUCACCAACGAAUAUUCAAAUAGAUUUGAUGGCGAUAAAACCUAUAUCUAAUGAAGAAUCUUCUAAUCCAAGAGAAACUAUGCAUGUUCAAAGUAUUUCUUAUUGGGCUCCGGCAAAUAUUGGACCAUAUUCUCAAGCCACGAUUAUAAAAUGUCAUGCAUUUAUUGCAGGACAAAUAGGGCUUAUACCAUCAUCACUUGAAUUUCCUUUACCUCAGACACUUGAAAUGCAAACCUUUCUAUCGCUAAGAAAUUUAGAAAAUGUUACUUCAGUUUUAAAAUUAAAUGUGAAGAAAAGAACUGCUUUAUCGAUUUGUUUUGUUGAUGAUGAAAGUUCUUUUCCUUUUGUACAAAAUGCGUGGAAAGUUUUCUGCGGGCAAAGUGACGAGAAUUCCAAGAAAUUUACGGAACCUGUUCUUUAUCUUUCUGUUCCAUCGCUUCCCCGCAGAGGUAAAGUUGAAUGGCAAGUGUUAAUACAUCGUGACGAUGAUGGUAUUAAGAAUCCCUUAGUGGAACCAAAGAUUUGGCAAGAUACUUCGGAUACUAUUGAACCAAUGGUUACAAAGACAACUGCAUGGUUUAUGAAUCCAAUAUUAUGUAGUGUAAUUACUAUUCAAGUCAAUAAUGAAAAUAUAACUUUAUUGAACUUACUUGAUGGAAUGAUAUAUGGAUUGGAUAAGUUAUUUAAUAAAUUUUUUACAUUUUCACAAAUUAAAAGUUCAAAAUUUUGGAAUAAUAUUGGAUCUAUUAGAAUAUUUUAUUCUAAAAAGAUUAAUACUGAUCAAAGUAAAUUUGAAAAGGCUAUUAAAUUAAAAAUUAAAAAAUUUUUUUCUGAAAUGAAAGCUGCUAUUACAUUUAUUCCCGUAUUAGCUAUAAUGGAUGAUUCU
Messenger RNA from Funneliformis mosseae, 2097 nucleotides. NCBI's taxonomy places the organism in Eukaryota, Fungi, Glomeromycota, Glomeromycetes, Glomerales, Glomeraceae. The record is from the annotation of a GenBank genome assembly.